AUGACCACAUCGAAGAGGCCCAGUUUCAUUGAGCUCCCUAAAGAGACUACUCGCACAUCUAGUGCCCUGUCAAAGAAUGGUCUCGUCUCACCACGAAUCCAGCAUUUCGAUGGCGAAGUCCCUCCCGCACUCUCGCCUCUCGAUGCCUUCGCCGCCAGGAGUCGGAGACUGGCUAAAGAGUUGGAGGAAACGAGGAAGGCUGGAGAGAGACGGUUAAGCAGACUACCACCACAGAUCGUCACAGAAUCAUUGAUUGAACAUCAAAACAAUCGGCCACCCAUAUUUCGUGCCCUGUCCGAUGGGCUGGAUACUGUUCCUCCUCUACCCACUAUGGAUAAGGAUCGCGCAGGAAGUUUCCCGCGCGUAGCGAACCCCUUGGACCGGCCUUCGUCGCAGCACGUUCGGAUGAGCACUAUGGUGUCGCCGACGGAGCAACGACGGAGCAAGGCAAAUGCACAAGACUAUUUCGGGGCACCUCGAGUCGAGUCUCCGCCUCCUAUAGACACAAGAGAGCCGUCAAGCUCAUCCAGCCCUGUGCUGAAGUCCCACGCAAGUUUUCCAUACCAACCCUCGAAUCAUUCUCAGUCCGAUCUGGGCCUCGCGCCUCCAUCAAACAGGCUACGACCAUAUCACGAUGCUUCGGACGACGAUUAUACCAGUUCCAACGCUGGUUCCACAUUUUCGCAGUCGAGGCAGCUUUCCGCUAGUAGUGGAGUGUCUGCACCUCACUCUCCGAUAUCUCCUUAUGCCGUUUCCCAUGGCAGGACUGAUUCCCGCGGUUCGCUGGGCUCACCCACUCUCUUCCCAACCAGGAACUUCUCGCGCCCAAUGAGCUCUGCGAGUUUGACCAAUCUCAAUGCUGACAAUAGUCCCUCACGGGGGCCGAUGGCCAUGCAAAUGAGCCAUUUACGAAAUGCUAGUUCUUUCGACGGAUCUAGAUCCUUGCCAGGAUACCUGGCUGGGGAGGCUUCCUCCUACACGCAUGCUACGUAUAGCCUGCCCCGGGGGCGGAGGGUAUCCAAUAGAGCCUCUCGCAUCUUUCAAGGCCUCUCAACACCGCAUUUCGAGUGGCAGGAGCCUAUGUUUCCUGGCACUCCACCCCUAGAAGGUAGUAACAGCAGCGAACUUCCCGUCCCUUCCCCUAUGGCAUCUGCAAGACCCAGCCGAGAGGAGACGAGUCAACAAAGGUCAGGAUUCUCUUUUGAAUUCGACUCAGAACAAGCUCUUGCGUCUAGAGAAACAACCCACCCACAAUCGGCAUCAUAUACGCCCACCGGGUCUGUGAAAUCAACUGACUCGAACCCGAGACCGUCAUUAGGGGAGCUUCCCUUGACAAAUGUGUUCAUGCCACCACCGCCACCCCCUUUGUCUCCAGUGGUGGAGGCUUCCCAGUCGUCAAGGUCUAAUAGCACAAUUCGGCCAUCUACUGCUCGUACUAUCAGCAACUAUCAGGGACUAUCAGCUGAAGACCAUGUCAACAAGGCUAUCGAGCUUCAUGAGCACGGCGAUUUGAAAGAGUCGACGUACCACCUCAGAAUCGCAGCCCACAAAGGUCACGCGACUGGGAUGCUACUCUAUGCCCUAGCCUGCCGUCAUGGUUGGGGGAUCAGAGCGAACCAGAAGGAGGGUGUGCAGUGGCUCCGCAAAGCCGUGGAUUGUGCCAUGUCAGAGGUAGCUGAAGACGAGAAUCCAGCUACCCGAAAACCGGGAACCGACUUCCACGACAUGAAGACACAUCGAGCACAGUUUGCCCUUAGCAUCUACGAGCUCGGCGUGUCGCAUCUCAAUGGAUGGGGCAUCGAGCAAGACAAGGCUUUGGCGCUGCGCUGUUUUGAAAUUGCAGGCAAUUGGGGCGAUACUGAUGCGCUGACGGAAGCCGGAUUCUGUUACGCCGAGGGGAUCGGUUGCAAAAAGGACAUGAGGAAAGCUGCCAAGUUCUACCGCAUGGCAGAAGCAAAGGGGGUCAGCAUGGUUGGAAAUAGCUGGAUUCACAAAGAAAAGUAUAAUGACAUUGAUGAUGAGAGAGAAGGUCGAUCAACAUCCACAGCCAAGUCGUCUUUGGAGAAGCCACGCAGCAAGUCAAAAUCGCGUGGUAUAUUCGGUCGAAAGAAGUCAACCAAUGCUUGA
Molecule: messenger RNA, 2127 nt
Organism: Exophiala spinifera
Lineage: Eukaryota; Fungi; Ascomycota; Eurotiomycetes; Chaetothyriales; Herpotrichiellaceae
Exons: 2
Coding region: 1-2127 (708 amino acids)
Molecular function (GO): protein binding
Source: RefSeq, a predicted model, not a curated record